CAGUCUGACUCACUUUCAGCAGGAAUGCUUUUAGGAGCAUAACCAUUUGGCAGAAAGUCCUCAUCGCCACGUACCUUAUGCUCAGGAGGUUGAGCAGCUCCAGUAUAGUGCAAAAGCAGUAGUGACCCCAUCCUUCAUGUCCCUGUCCCCUUCUGUCUGCCCACUCCUACCCACUUAUAGGCUUUGUUGGCUGGGCAGAGACAAAGAAGCAGCCAAUUUAAUGGCAUGGGUGGCAUUCAGGAUAUCAUGUGUGAAUCCUGUUUUGCUUUAAUCUUUUCCAUCCUGCAUUUUUUUAAUUGUACCAGUUGGAGGCACCUUUUUCCAUGCAAGAUGUAUGCAGAAGAGUCCUCCUUUGCCUGUCUGAAUGGAGGGAUCAGUGCAGUGCAAGCAGUGAAAAUGCAGCUAGGUAGAUGCACAAAAUGGUCACGCCAAAGUGUUUUUCACAAAUCCUGUGUUUUCAGUUUCCUGGAGAGAUGGUGGAAGGUGACUGCAGACAUAUUUUUCUUUUGUCUGUGUUAAAGGACUAGGGGCCUAUUACAAGAUUAGGCUUGCUCUGUUCUUGGUGUACUACCUGGAGCUAGUUAAAGGCUGAACAGGUUUAAGGUUUUUAUUUUCGCUUUUUCUCUUCUGUUCUGUGAUGAUCCCUAACAAAAAUAAUUUUAUCUCCUUUUUACAUGUGGCUAACAGAAUUCUGAGCGUACAUACGUUUUUGUUCAAGAUAGCCCUCUCUAAAGUCUGCAUCAUGUGUAGUGUAUUUUGUUUUCUUCUUCAAUAUGCAAGAGUGACAACAUCUUAGGAACAAGAAAGAAGUAUAUACUCAAAAAGGAAUAAACCAUGAGCUGUUGUAAGGCAUAUGCAGGAUCAUUGCUACUUGUUAGCAUGUUUUGAGAAGGGCAGAAGCAGAGGCCUAAUGAGGUAUUAAUUUGAGUUACAUUUGUGACAGUAUCUCACAGCUGAUGAUCUUGAGGCUGUUGAUGGAGUUUUACUGGAAGUCACUCUCUUGGUCAAACAGCAAAACUUCCCUAAGUCAGAAUAGCAGCAGUUUCAAGCUGACAUUGUAGUAAUGUUUCCUUCAUCUGCCGUGCACAGUGGAAAAAGCAGUGAAUUUCACAAAAUAGACCAAAAAUCUGUUUUGAAAUGGAAAUAGGAGGCCUGAAAGAUCUACAGUGUGGUUCUUUGAUUUCCAGUGAAGGUUUUCUUGAAGGAAUGCUAAAUCUCCAUUUUCUGUCUUCUGCAUAAGCACAGUAGUAAAAAUUUGGAGCAAGGAGUGGAAAGAAUGAAAGGCUGCUAGCAAGAGAUGAGUAAGAAGGAAUAAGGGUCACUGGAAAGCUAUAUAAAGAUGGGAAAAAUGAUCCUAGUGCUUGGAAGACGAACCAGGCAGCUACAAGUGAUGUCAGGCAUGCUUGGAUGUGUUGAAAUGUGAAGCAGGCAUUUGAAGAUAAUGCUUUUUGAGAAGGAGGAGUGAUUUCCAGAGUGGUUUGUGAAGGCUGAGUUUGGACACACAGGCACACAAAAAGACAAAAUCAACUCAGAAGAGCAUGUGGAGCGCAACUUACCUGCUCCUUCCUGACUGUCAGCAAAUGUCAGCAUGACUAGGAUCUGAGGAGGCAUCUCCGUAUUCCUGCCAGAAGUUUGUGGCUGCAGAGGAGGGGUGCAAGGACAACAGGAACACUUUGAGCUAAAAUGGAUAUCCCCACUGACUUGGUGCCAUCCUCCAUGAUGUCACAGCCUGAAGUGAUUGAGUCCACAGCCAUGGGUGAACCACAGUGCUACUACAAUGAAACCAUUGCCUUCUUUUAUAACCGGAGUGGAAAAUAUCUAGCCACUGAAUGGAAUACUGUCAGCAAGCUCGUAAUGGGCUUGGGGAUUACCGUCUGCAUCUUCAUCAUGCUGGCCAACCUCUUGGUUAUGGUGGCUAUUUAUGUCAACCGCCGAUUCCACUUUCCUAUUUAUUACUUAAUGGCCAACUUAGCUGCUGCAGACUUUUUUGCAGGGCUGGCCUACUUUUACUUAAUGUUUAACACAGGACCUAAUACUAGAAGACUGACUGUAAGCACCUGGCUUCUCCGUCAGGGUCUCAUUGACACUAGCCUGACAGCCUCUGUGGCCAAUCUGUUGGCCAUUGCUAUUGAGCGGCACAUUACAGUCUUUCGCAUGCAGCUACAUACUCGGAUGAGCAACCGGCGAGUGGUGGUGGUAAUUGUUGUUAUCUGGACUAUGGCCAUCGUAAUGGGCGCCAUACCAAGUGUCGGAUGGAACUGUAUUUGUGAUAUCACUCACUGCUCCAACAUGGCACCACUCUAUAGUGACUCCUACCUGGUCUUCUGGGCUAUUUUCAACCUGGUCACUUUUGUGGUCAUGGUGGUCCUAUAUGCUCAUAUCUUUGGGUAUGUCCGCCAAAGGACUAUGAGAAUGUCCAGACACAGUUCUGGACCUCGCAGGAAUCGGGACACCAUGAUGAGCCUCCUGAAGACUGUGGUCAUUGUGCUUGGUGCUUUCAUAAUCUGCUGGACCCCAGGACUAGUCUUGCUGCUCCUUGACGUGUGCUGCCCACAGUGCAAUGUCUUGGCCUACGAGAAGUUCUUUCUGCUCCUGGCAGAGUUCAACUCCGCCAUGAACCCCAUCAUCUACUCCUACCGGGACAAGGAGAUGAGCGCGACCUUCAAGCAGAUCCUCUGCUGCCAGCGCAGCGAGAGCGCCAACGGCCCCACCGAAGGCUCCGACCGCUCGGCCUCCUCGCUCAACCACACCAUCCUGGCCGGCGUCCACAGCAACGACCACUCGGUGGUGUAAAGGCCCCGCCGGCUGCCCCACCAACGGAGCUGCCCCGGGGAGGUAACCCACUCGCAAGAUUUUCUCAAACACUAAUGGACCACAAGCGCUUCUUUUCCAGGGAGCCCGGUGCAGCGCUGUGCCGGCAUCACCGUGCUGCAAGGCCUUUGCCUUCUGCUUGCAGAAGGUGGAAAGCAGAGACCUUGCAGCAGAGCUGGCCCCUGGGGAGCCUCACUGAGACUUCGUCGGCCCUUGCAGCGUCUUGGUGCCAGUCUGAAUAAACUGAUUAAUUAAGCUUAUACCUGCUUCACUGCAUUUACAUGUAGCCACUUAGUCUUUUUAAAAAGGGAGUAAAGGGGAUAAAAGUAUGCCUUUCAUUUAAUUGACAUGUAAUAUUUAUCACCAUCAGCAUGCUUUUGAUGAACAUUGUCUGUGCAGGGAGUAAAACUGAGCUCUAGUUGUCGUAUCCUUAGACACACUGCCAUAACUACAGUAAAAGCAAAAGUAUUUUUUCUAAUACAGGCAACAGGAAGAUGAUGAGAACUGACUCUCCUUACCUUCGUUACUGGUGUUAGAAAGCAUGCAUGUUCUGUGUGUAUGCGCAUUGUUCUAAUUAUGGGGGGAAAAAAGCUCGUUGUAAAGUCUGCAGGAAAGUAGAAAGGCGUAGACUGUAUUCCAGUGUUUGUUUAGAUUAUGAAAUAAACAAUACUCUAGUCACAAGGUAUUUCAUGUUCUUCUUUGAAGUGUGGUAUGAAAUGUGUAACGUAUGAGGGGUCCCAAGUUUUUCAGGGUCAAGUUCUUAAAGCAGGACACAUCUCUAGGGCUAAAGUCAUGUUGGUAAGCGUGAAAUAAAUAUUUUUUUGCCGUUGGAAUGCUUUUCUAGCUCGUGAUGGAAAGGAGCAAGAUUUUUAAUGUGAAAAAAACAUACUGUUUAAGAAGAUGCUUGUAAUUAGAAACAAAAUAACUUCUGUGUCUUGCACUGAGAAAUGUUUGUGGGGUAUCUUUUAGUUUAUUUACCCUGCAUUUUAAAAGCAGUGGGCUACUAGGAACCAAGGUACAAUUAUAUUUUGUAAAGUCAAGGCCAAAUAUUUAGUAGUCUACUGCAAACGAACUUUUCUAUAUGUAAUAGCCACACUUGCACUUUGUUAUGAAAAGCUAAGGUAACACAUGGGUUUUUUUUCCUAUGUGGCUGUUUCAAAGAGAAAUGCCACUAACAUGAAUGUCACUUCCCAAAAAUCAAAGAUGUUAGUCAAAAUUCCUUGACAGGAAUAAACACAAGCAAAGAUGGGACUUUGCAGAUAAAGAACUUGGGACCUUUCCCUGAGAAAUUAUGUUCUUCUAACGAUGUAAAAUAAAUCAACGGUAAAUUUCUAGGACCGUUUUCCUUGUAGUAAUAUGUCUCUAUAGCAAAAAAAAAAAAAAAAGGAAAAAAAAAAAUCUGAGGUGUAUCAGUCAGUGUAAUGUACUGGAAUGUAAUAUAAGGCACAGUAUUCUCCCAUGUGGGCAGGGAAGAAAUGGAGAGGAGAUGGUCAGCCUAUCACAAAGGAGAGUUUUUAGCAUCUCUGUUUAAAAUCGUGGGAAAAAAAUAAUUGCUUAGAAAAAGCAAGAGGGAGGAAAAAACAACAAGUGAGCAAAAUCUGACUCCACUGAAUAAAGUGAGAGUGUUGCCACUGCCUUCAGUAAAACUGAAAUUCACUUGUGCUGUUGAGCCAAAUUUUUAUGGACCGUGUUGAAGGAGAUGUGAGGAGAGGGGAUAGAAGAAGCACUGUCUGCCAGUUGACCGAGGUAGCACUUCUUUGGACAAAGCAGAAGUCUUUUUCUGACUGUAUGAGAGUAAGUGAAUCUGAAGGUUGAUUUGUGUUUUAUUCACAUGACUGUACUGAGAAAGAGGAGUACAGGCAGCAUGAUCUUAUUCAUUUAAAAGCAUCUGCUUGCUAAGCCACUCAUAAAUGUUUCAUGGUGCCUGCAUGAUGGUCAGGCAAGUGCAGGUAAGCAGAAGAAAGGAGAGGGUAAGAGUGUCUCCAAAGAGAGGGGGCAUCUGACAAACAGUUCUUUCUUCUUAUUUCAAGAAUGCUCCAAGUUGCUUUCUUCCCUGGAUUGAGGGAGAGCACUCUUUCAUGUCCCUUCCUUCCACACAAAAGAGGAGCAUCACGCACACUUUGUUUUGAGGGAGGUUUCUCAUUUCCCAGUGUCCUUUUAACUGCUGUUUGCAUGUUCUUUACAGAAUGAGUUGGGAGGGUGAAGUUGAGUAAUAGCAGUUUCAUUCACCCCAGUUUUCUGUGCUGAAAGUGUGCGGCAGUUUUGGAGAAGCAGCGUCUGAAUAAUGUAACCAGCAGCGUGAUUGUUCUUGACGUGCUGGUGGGUCCCAAGGGCCCACGUGAAGAUGGAUGCCCAAGGAGGCUUUUCUGUUCUCAUUACAAUUGCAGCAGGUGGCAGAUGCUGCCCAGGUACGUCGGUCAGACCUUCUCCAACGAGACAGUCAGCAAUUCAAGAAGCUGGACCUGACCUUCUGAACUCUUAGCAGCAGAUAAGUUUCACUUGUGGGGUAGAUUAAACUGGGAGCACUUCUGGCAGCACGUGGCUUUUCCUUGUAGAAGGUAAAGUGUGAUACUUUAGAUCAAAGGCAACAAGAUGCAAAAGUUUCUUCUAAGAUUCCACUACAGGAACUAACUGACCAUGUGGCUACUGUUUAAAGAUUUAAUUAGUGCUUUGUUUUAUUGACAUGAUCUCCCUAUAUCCUUGAGAACUCUGAUCUGUGGAUUGAGUGUUUCUUUGCAAGCUAAUGAAAUUAAAGCUGCUGUGAGCAAAGAAAAUAAAAUCAAGAGCUUGGAGUA
Molecule: messenger RNA, 5606 nt
Organism: Numida meleagris (helmeted guineafowl)
Lineage: Eukaryota; Metazoa; Chordata; Aves; Galliformes; Numididae
Gene: LPAR1
Product: lysophosphatidic acid receptor 1
Exons: 4
Coding region: 1684-2793 (369 amino acids)
Biological process (GO): phospholipase C-activating G protein-coupled receptor signaling pathway; neurogenesis
Cellular component (GO): membrane
Molecular function (GO): lysophosphatidic acid receptor activity
Source: RefSeq, a predicted model, not a curated record